UGAUGAAGGUGGUGAGGGAGGUGAGAAAAAGGGGGAAAAUUUAGGCAAUUAAGGUCGCCACACUCAAGAUCAGAAGAAAGGGAAGAGUGAAAUGGAAAAGUGGUGGUGAUUAGAGGGAGUACGAACACUAAGGAAGGUGGUGGCGGGACUGAGUGAGGUGGUGAGGGAGAAAAAAGGGAAAAUUUGGAGGAUUAAGGUUUUGGUGAGGAAGGUGCCGUAGAAGAGUAAAAGGGAAAUUGGGAAAAGAAGGAAAGUAAAUUAAGGUUUUCGUAUACAUAUGUAGGGGAAAUAGGUUGGGAUAUUUGGGCUUAAUAAACUUCAGUUUUUCGGUUUUCGGUUUUUGGAAGCCCUAAACCGAACAAUUCGGUUCCGUUUUUUUUUUUUUUUUUUUUUUUUUAAUCCAGUUUACUUUCACCCCUAUUAGUAGUAGACAACUGAGCCCUUAAAUAAGAGUUUAAGAGUAUAAAUAGCGCGCAUUUACCAAUUUGCCCCCGGAUAGAAAACGGGCAGCCCUCCAAGUUAUUUACCCCGAAGUCUUACUAGUAAGCAGUGGCCGGGGAAAUUUAUGAGCGUUAUAGAAAAGUGAAAAUCUGGUGAUCUUCCCGGCAAAUUCAUCACUUUGAUCGUUUAAUCAAGAAAUGCAGGGUGGAUCAACUGGCAUUGGUUAUGGUCUUAAAUAUCAGGCAAGGUGCAUUGCCGAUGUUAAGGCGGAUAUGGAUCACACCAGCUUCAUCGCCGGUACUCUAUCUCUUAAAGAAGAAAAUGAGGUGCAUUUGAUUCGUCUUUCUAAUGGUGGAACUGAGCUUGUAUGUGAAGGAUUGUUCUCUCACCCAAAUGAGAUCUGGGACCUUGCUUCUUGUCCUUUUGAUCAGCGUAUCUUCUCUACCGUCUUUUUUAAUGGUGAAUCAUAUGGAGCAGCCAUAUGGCAGAUUCCUGAAUUGUAUGGCCAGUUAAAUUCGCCUCAGUUGGAAAGGAUUGCUGCUCUUGAUGCACACAGUAGUAAAAUUAAAUGUGUUCUUUGGUGGCCUACAGGGAGGCAUGAUAAAUUAAUUAGCAUUGAUGAGCAGAAUCUGUUCUUGUGGAGUUUGGAUUCUUCAAAGAAGACCGCUCAGGUACAGUCACAGGAAUCAGCUGGUGUGCUUCAUUACCUAACUGGUGGAGCAUGGGAUCCUCAUGAUGUGAAUUCUGUUACAUUAACUAGUGAAUCAGCAAUCCAGCUCUGGGAUUUACGGACAAUGAAGAUGAAUAACUCAAUUGAGCAAAUGCAUGCCCGCAAUGUGGAUUAUGAUGCCAAAAAGAGCAAUAUUCUGGUAACUGCUGAGGAUGAGUCUGGAAUACGCAUUUGGGAUCUUAGGAUGUUAAAGGCUCCCAUCACCGAGCUUCCUGGCCAUGCACACUGGACAUGGGCAGUGAAGUCUAACCCUGAGUAUGACGGUCUAAUAUUGAGUGCUGGAACAGAUUCAUCUGUCAGCCUAUGGCAAGCUCCUACACAAAGCAGUGAGGAUAUAUCACCUGAAAGUUUGUUGGAGUCCCCAACUAAGCACGUAGACCCUUUACUGAACUCUUACAAUGAUUACGAAGACAGUGUUUAUGGCCUUGCUUGGAGUUCUAGGGAGCCCUUGAUUUUUGCAUCUUUGUCCUAUGAUGGAAGGGUGGUAGUGGAAUCUGUAAAACCUCAUCUUUCCAAAAAGUGAAGACCCGUGUAUAAUCCCAACUUGUUGUGCUUGAUGUUUUGUCUCCAUGUUACCAAUUGUAUGUUUUGAGGUAUCAGAAUGAGGUUCAAGCGUUUACUCUAUGGAUUUAGUAUAUGAAGUUUCUUGUAUAGAACUCAAGGGCUCUGUAUAUUGACGUUCUUUCAUCAAUCCAUUCCAUUUUCUUCAUUGAGGAGUGGAUAGCUGUAUCUUGAUUUUUGCAAGAGAUUUUCUUGCACAUUAUAUGAGUCAAAAUUGCUGGUUCCUGUGUGAGGUUUCCUUUUCUACAAAGCCUGUAAUUCCUCUCCUCUAGGUAAAGACUUUUGUGGGUAUAUUUUUGGGAAUGUUAUACUCGUAGGUUUUCGAUCUGGACUUUGAAUCUGCAGCUAACAAGCUACUAUGCUUAAUGGGAAGAAUGGACCUGCCGAUUUGGGAAGAGAAUGUAAUUGUAUUCGAGUUCAUUUGUAUUGGUUAAUAUGUGCUGUGAUUAGGUUCUGUAGUUGGUCUAAUUCAUCAGUAAUUUGAUGAUUAUUUCUUGGCAUUCUGAUACUUUUUAAGGCGUUGAAUCUGUUAUGUUGUGAUGGCCUUUAAGUGCUUGCACAAACCAUGAACCAAAGAAAUGUAUGUGGUUUCAUAACUCUCUUUACCUUUA
Molecule: messenger RNA, 2343 nt
Organism: Chenopodium quinoa (quinoa)
Lineage: Eukaryota; Viridiplantae; Streptophyta; Magnoliopsida; Caryophyllales; Amaranthaceae
Product: WD repeat-containing protein DWA2-like
Exons: 14
Coding region: 639-1694 (351 amino acids)
Biological process (GO): protein ubiquitination
Molecular function (GO): protein binding
Source: RefSeq, a predicted model, not a curated record